Molecule: messenger RNA, 3248 nt
Organism: Hemicordylus capensis (graceful crag lizard)
Lineage: Eukaryota; Metazoa; Chordata; Lepidosauria; Squamata; Cordylidae
Gene: SLC6A15
Product: solute carrier family 6 member 15
Exons: 11
Coding region: 1-2187 (728 amino acids)
Biological process (GO): L-leucine transport; sodium ion transmembrane transport
Cellular component (GO): plasma membrane
Molecular function (GO): proline:sodium symporter activity
Source: RefSeq, a predicted model, not a curated record
AUGCCUAAGAACAGCAAGGUGGUAAAAAGAGAAAUAGAUGAUGAUGUCAUUGAGUCAGUUAAAGAUCUCCUAUCAAAUGAGGAUUCUGUCGAAGAUGCUUUCAAGAAGAGUGAGCUGUCAGUUAGUGAUCCAGAGGACAAAGAUGUAGAUGUGGAAGAAGGGUCUGAUGUAGAAGAUGAGAGACCAGCCUGGAACAGCAAGCUUCAGUAUAUUCUGGCACAAGUUGGAUUUUCUGUAGGUUUGGGGAAUGUGUGGCGAUUUCCAUAUCUCUGUCAAAAAAAUGGUGGAGGAGCUUAUCUUGUGCCGUAUUUAAUUCUGCUGCUGGUCAUAGGGAUUCCACUUUUUUUCCUGGAGCUUUCAGUGGGUCAAAGAAUCCGUCAUGGAAGCAUUGGAGUGUGGAAUUAUAUCAGUCCCAAACUUGGUGGAAUUGGAUUUGCAAGCUGUGUAGUGUGCUUUUUUGUGGCUCUCUACUACAAUGUCAUCAUUGGAUGGAGUUUGUUUUACUUUUCUCAGUCCUUCCAGCACCCAUUACCAUGGGACCAAUGUCCUUUGGUAAAAAAUUCUUCUCAUACUUUUGUGGAACCAGAGUGUGAAAAAAGCUCCGCUACAACCUAUUACUGGUACAGAGAAGCACUCAAUAUUUCCAGCUCUAUCUCAGAGAGUGGAGGACUAAAUUGGAAAAUGACUGUCUGCUUGCUAGCUGCCUGGGUUAUGGUGUGCCUAGCAAUGAUUAAAGGUAUCCAGUCUUCAGGCAAAAUCAUGUAUUUUAGCUCUGUUUUCCCUUAUGUGGUACUUAUAUGCUUUCUAAUCAGAGGGCUGCUCCUAAAUGGUUCACUAGAUGGUAUACGCCACAUGUUUACUCCUAAGCUUGAAAUAAUGCUGGAGCCCAAGGUCUGGAGAGAAGCUGCUACUCAGGUGUUCUUUGCCUUAGGGCUUGGAUUUGGUGGAGUCAUUGCCUUUUCAAGCUACAACAAGAGAGACAACAACUGCCAUUUCGAUGCGGUUCUGGUGUCCUUCAUCAAUUUUUUCACUUCUGUGCUGGCAACUUUGGUGGUGUUUGCUGUUCUGGGCUUCAAAGCAAAUGUCAUAAAUGAAAAAUGCGUUAUCCAAAAUUCUGAAAAGAUUGUCACCCUUCUAAAUGCAGGCAAUCUUAGCAAGACUCUAAUACCUCCUCAUAUUAAUUUAUCGAGUAUCACGGCAGAUGAUUAUAAUUUGGUUUACGGUAUCAUCCAGAAAGUAAAUGAAGAAGAGUUUCCUCUUGGUCUAAAACCCUGCCUAAUUGAAGAUGAACUUAACAAGUCUGUUCAAGGGACUGGUUUAGCAUUCAUUGCCUUUACGGAAGCCAUGACCCAUUUCCCUGCUUCUCCCUUCUGGUCGGUGAUGUUCUUCCUCAUGCUGGUCAAUUUGGGGCUUGGCAGCAUGUUUGGAACCAUUGAAGGGAUCACAACUCCUAUAGUAGACACCUUCAAAGUGAGAAAAGAGAUUCUGACUGUCACGUGCUGUCUUCUGGCAUUUUGUAUUGGCCUAAUAUUUGUACAGCGGUCUGGUAAUUACUUUGUAACUAUGUUUGAUGACUACUCAGCUACGCUACCUCUGCUUAUCGUUGUCAUUUUGGAGAAUAUUGCCAUGUCUUAUAUCUAUGGGAUAGACAAAUUUAUGGAAGACCUAAAGGAUAUGCUUGGUUUUGCUCCAAACCAAUACUAUUACUACAUGUGGAAAUAUAUUUCCCCAAUUGUUUUGUUAUCUUUGCUGGUAGCUAGCGUUGUCCAAAUGAUAUUAAGCCCCCCUGGUUACAAUGCAUGGAUUGAAGACAAGGCAACUGAGGAAUUCCAGAACUACCCAACAUGGGGGCUGAUUGUCUGUGUAUCUCUGAUUGUUUUGGCCAUGCUCCCUGUCCCAGUAGUCUUUGUGAUUCGCUGCUGCAACCUUAUUGAUGAUAGCUCUGGUAGCUUGGCAGCUGUUUCCUACAAAAGGGGGCGCAUUAUAAAGGAGCCUGUGAAUCUCGAGGGAGAUGACACCAGUCUGAUUCAUGGGAAGAAUCCAAGUGAAGUGCCAUCUCCAAAUUUUGGGAAAAACAUCUACCGAAAACAGACUGACUCUCCAACUGUGGAUACCGCUCCCAAUGGUCGCUAUGGCAUUGGCUAUCUAAUGGCCAACAUGUCAGAUAUGCCAGAGUCUGACUUGUAGCUGCAAAGCAAAAUUGAUGUCUCUGUUCUUUUCCUGAACCAUGGAACAUUUGUUCUCUUAAGAGAAGUGGUCAGCUUCACUUCCUAGAGUGCAAUCUCAGGUGCCCCAUGACUACAUACUUCGAAACAUCAUGACAUGUGGUACAAAUAGCUUGAAAAUUCCCUUUGGCUUGAUUCUGUGAUUCCAUUUGUACUGAAGGGAAUGCACAUAAAUACCAAUCAGUGAUGGCCUAGCUGUGUCAGGAUUGCCAAUUUUUAAAAAAAAUAUUUUUGCAUUUAAUUUGAACAUUUUCUAUCUUUAAAAGUACAGGUGUUACCUCAGUUUAUAGCAAUUUUUAAAGUGAAUUCAUAUUUCUCUACUGCUGUAACUGGAAGUUCUUUUCCUCCCCUGCAAACUUUAACGCCCCAGUAUUGUACAAAAUUAACUCCAAAGAGUUUACCAAGCCUGUAUUUGACAGCACUUACUUGUACAUAAGUUUUGUAGAUAUCCUGUACUUUUUUUAAGCGCUCACACUUCGUUAGGCUACUAGCUGAGUAAAAAACAAAAACAAAUUAAAAACCCUGCAGAUUAUUUUCUUACAUGUAAUAGCUGUAUAGAGCAAUAGUAUUAGAAAACCAAGUAUGAUUAUGCUGGAAACACAAAAUUCCUCAUACUCUGAGGAAGUGCAUAUGAUGUGGCUGAAUUUUACAUACUAUAUUUGGUUUUUCAGUGUGAAAAUUAUGUAAAAGUGAGUCACUCUAAGACUCUUACAGAGUGUGCAGAUUCUGCAUUUUUCUAAGCUGUGUGCCUAAAAACAAAACAAAAAACCUUCCUAAUAUUUAUUGUGGGUACAAUAUUACAUAUAUUAUAUUUAUAUAUAAUAUACUUGUAAUGUACAUAUGUAUAGUACUGUUGUUAUGUAACAGCUUCAAACCUCGAAGCAAGACAGCUUUAAACAUGUUUUUUUUUCCUGUUUUGCUUCUGUUUUAUGCAAAGAGGAAAUCUUUUUUCCCCCUAGUCAAUGAUCAUUAAAAGUUGUAUGCCAUUGCAUUUAAUCCAGGAAUAAAGAGAGUGGAAAGGUG